This is a messenger RNA of Lodderomyces oxycetoniae, 672 nucleotides long. RefSeq names its product MIND complex subunit. Bases 1 to 672 code for a protein of 223 amino acids. NCBI's taxonomy places the organism in Eukaryota, Fungi, Ascomycota, Pichiomycetes, Serinales, Debaryomycetaceae. The record is from RefSeq and is a predicted model, not a curated record. The transcript has a single exon. Gene Ontology annotation, biological process: mitotic sister chromatid segregation. Gene Ontology annotation, cellular component: kinetochore.
AUGAAUCUCUCAAUGGACGGUGAAGGGAAAUUGACACUUUCGAGAAAAGAAUUCAAGAUUCUAUAUAACAAUAUUCUCCAGAAUCUUAUACAUCGACUUAGUCUUCGAAUUCCAUCAACAGAUCCACGCAUGGAUAUAGUAGCUAGAGAUUUGGAGAAUUACCUAUCACAAACGUUUCAAGGAUUGAUCCAGUCGCUCAUUAUUGAUGGUGAAGACUUGAGCUCAACUUCAAUACUUGAAGUUUUGAAAGUGGAUAGUCAUGACGAUAACGUCGAACCUUUUGAUUUGGCGACAAAUAACAAAUUGAGACAGAUUCUAAUACGCAAUGACGAGUUGGUGUUGGAGAUAUCCAAGUUGAAACGGUCUUUGUCUCUAAGAGCUCAGGAUAUAUAUCAGGAAUUUACACGGUCCGUGGAUGACCAAGUCUCGCGAAUUGUGGCAAAGAUAGAUCUUGAAGUUGAGCAAGAACAAAAGAGGGAAAAUGAACAGGAUUAUACUGAUAUUACUCAAUUCAAGUUUGACGAAAUUAAUAAGCCAUAUGAAGACUAUUUGGGGUUCGUAAACAGUUUGAAAAACAACUUGCCACUUUUGCAAUCGGAGUUUGAGAGAUAUGACAAUACUAUUGAUUUUUUGGAAAAAGCUCAUGAAGAGCAGAUGAAACAAAAAGACUAG